AACUGCACCGGUGACCGGUGCCGCUACAAGGAACGCACCCUCGCUGUGAACAUCACCGACUCAUCUUGUUGUUCCAGUGACAGAAUCAAGAUUUUUGAUUGAAAUGGCUCACCACAACUUUGACCGGUUCGCCGCGGGGCCUCUGUGGCACAAUGGCCCCACCCCGGGCGGUAUUUACAAUUUCCCCGGACGUCAAGUGGAGGACUCCGGCCGUUUUCAGGAGAGAUCCAAGCAACCCAUCACUACAGGCACAUCUGUAAUCGCCUUCAAGUACGACAACGGUGUGGAGAAGGGAGUUGCCAUUGCAGCUGAUAUGUUGGGAUCGUAUGGCUCUCUUGCCCGUUUCCGAGACUGCCGUCGUCUUUGCAAAGUUAAUAACCAAAUUAUCGUUGGUGCUGGUGGUGACUAUGCUGACUUCCAGUAUGUCCAGAGUAUGAUUGAACAGAAAACUAUCGAUGAUGAGUGCCUCGAUGAUGGGUUCAGCAUGAAGCCAAGGGCAAUUUACACAUGGCUGACCAAUAUACUCUAUAACAGAAGAUCAAAGAUGGAUCCUUUCUGGAACAACUUCAUUGUGGCUGGUAUGCAAGAUGGAGAGCCGUACCUAGGUUCUAUUGACAAGCUUGGUACUGCCUAUGAAGACAACAUCAUUGGAACUGGGUUGGGUAUGCAGUUGGGGGUGCCUCUGAUCAGAGAAGCCAUUGAAAGGAAACCUCUCAUGUCCAAGGCUGAAGCUCAACAGUUACUUGUGCACACUAUGGAGGUGCUGUUCUACCGUGAUGCCCGCAGUUUCCCUAAGUAUCAACUUGGCUUUAUUACUCCUGAUGGUGUGACAAUAUCAGAUCCUCUUUACCUUGAUAACCAAAAGUGGGGUUUUGCCCUCUAUAAAAAAUAAAGAUGAGGGGUGAACCUAUUUUGAGUUGGGUGUAUGAAAAUUGCGAUCAUUUCAAUUUAAGUAUGUAACUUUUCUAAAUAUAUUCCUGUUCUUAAGUAAAA
Messenger RNA from Thrips palmi, 993 nucleotides. It is a transcript of the gene Prosbeta7, whose product is annotated as proteasome subunit beta type-4. Gene Ontology annotation, cellular component: proteasome core complex. The record is from RefSeq and is a predicted model, not a curated record. The coding region runs from base 104 to 892 and encodes 262 amino acids. NCBI's taxonomy places the organism in Eukaryota, Metazoa, Arthropoda, Insecta, Thysanoptera, Thripidae. The transcript has 6 exons.